Messenger RNA from Colletotrichum chrysophilum, 2877 nucleotides. RefSeq lists its product as uncharacterized. The transcript has 3 exons. Gene Ontology annotation, biological process: regulation of DNA-templated transcription. Gene Ontology annotation, molecular function: DNA binding. The record is from RefSeq and is a predicted model, not a curated record. NCBI's taxonomy places the organism in Eukaryota, Fungi, Ascomycota, Sordariomycetes, Glomerellales, Glomerellaceae. The coding region runs from base 1 to 2877 and encodes 958 amino acids.
AUGGCGCCCUCGAAAGAACCGGAGAAGGAACCCGAAGUUCCCCUUCACUCCAUCAGCCGAACACCAGAGUACGAGGAUUUCAUGAACAAGCUGAAAGCAUACCACAAUGAGCGCGGCACUACUCUUGAGGCCGAGCCUAAGGUCGGGCCGGUCUAUCUCGAUCUGUUCAAGACAUACACCCACAUCUGCGAGAAUGGCGGUUACGACAAGGUCUCCGAUGAAAAGCUAGCCUGGCGGAGGAUGGCAGAACAGUUGGGCAUUCACUCUUCCAACGUUGCGUCGACUGCCUUUUCCCUGAAAGAAAAGUACUAUAAGAAUCUUGCUGCCUAUGAAAUCAAGUUUCAUCAUGGCAAAGAGCCUCCCCCAAAGGACAUCUUGGAGGAUGUGUCAGCCAAGGGUGGAGGUCUGUUGAUGCGUACAAGGGAGAACUUCCGCGGCAAGCGCGAAAGCGGCACUGUUGGAGACUCUGCGGCGGCCUCUGGCGACGAUGCCACCCCUUCUCGAGAGCGGCCGACCCCAGACGCCCCCGCUCCUUCAAGCGUCAGAGCCUCCCGAGGUUUACGUGAAGCCCCCCCUCAGAGAGUCAUCUUCCAGCCGGACACCGGCCCGUCUAGGCCGACGCGCCAUGCUUCCGGUCAACAGCCUGGCCAUGUAGGAACGCCUACUUCUGCGGGUCAGCCCGGUGCUCACCAUGCCCUCCCGCAACAAGUACAACACACUCCAGUUCCUCUUCCGCAUCAACCACGUGCGGCUCCAAGGGGACCAAGCAGCAGCUUCAACCCUGCCAAUAGUGAAAACACGUCAUCGGCACUUGACGUUUACAUCCCCAGAUCGUUGCAGCCGCCGCAGCAGCAGCAGGUCCUUGCCAUGCGACCAGUUGAGACUCCCAGCAAUAAUCCCGGAGAAUUUGCCCGGCGCCGGCAGGUGGCUCGUUCUCUUCUGGAGCCGCCUCGCCGUACGGGACCCCAUCCCGGUGUUGGAUUCGAGGGCCCGAACAUCUACAUCCGCUGCCUGAUGGCUCUGCGCUCGAACAUCUUCCAGGAGCAACAAUUUGCUCUGUACCAUCUGGUCAAGAUUUCGUACGAACGGCAUGACAAAUUCAAGUUCGAGGGCUUCCCCGGUCUCAGCGAAGGCUUGGUCGAAAAGGUUCUGGAGAUUGGCAGCUACUUUUACGACAUCAAGUGGAAGGUUUCUUGGACUUCUCACUUGGCCGCCGACAGAAUCGACAUUCUUGAUGGUAACGAAGGCACCGACGAUAUCCUCGAGCGCAUCGAUACCUUGGAGCCCAAGCAGCUCAACGAACUCAUUGUCCCCGCAGAGCUUGCCGACAGGAUGGUAUUGAUUAACGAAGCCGCCUUGACGCUGAGAAACAUGUCGCUCCUUCGCGAGAAUGCUGCACACCUGGCUGAUUUCCUACCGAUCAAAGACCUCAUCUGCAUCGUCUUGAGCCUUCCCAAACACGAGUGGGUCGUCGAGUUGAAGCAUGCCAUGCUCGAUAUUGCCGAGUCGCUUACCCCGUACCUGGAGAUUGACUCUCGAGAUCCCUUGUAUAAGGUCCUCAUGUGGCAGCUCCGUGACUCCGACGACCGCGGCGUGAUCCUCACGUCUCUUCGCGCUCUUGGUCGCAUUUCGAUGAACUUCGAGGCCACCAACAAGCUGGACAAGGUCCCGUCUGUCGUUUUGACCAAGAUCAGCGAGUUAAUGUUGCUUAACGACGACGAGCUCAUGGAUGCCUGUCUCGAUUUUCUCUAUCAGUACACUGCCGUUGUCAACAAUGUCGACAACCUCGUCAAGUCGCUCAACUGCGAGCAUUUGGUCCAGCACUUGGUUCGCCUGCUAUCGCACAAUGCCAGACGCUGGCAGCACGAGACGUCUCUGCGGCCUGCGAUCAAGCCAGCUCAGACAGACGACCCUGCUGCCAUGCCUGAAGACCUGCUGCAGGAGCUCCUUAAACUCGAAGAACCUGAGCGAUGUAACCAAUGGGUCAAGUGCUUUUUCGAGGAAGAUAAGGACUCCUUCGUCACGCAGAUCGCGGCCUGGCAGGCAUACCAGACCGCAUUCAAGGCUGCCUUGCAAGCUAAAGGCCAACCGCUCAUCACUCCAGCUGACUUUAUUAGGAACAGCUGCUCUGUCUACAAGGGCUCAAAGGCUGAAGUGUGGCAUGGCUCGGGCGCUCCCGGUGAGAUGCAACAGAAGUUUAUUAUACACGGCAUCCGCUGCAGGACGCAGCCCGUGGGCCUUGACGGCAAGGUCUUCCUCCGUUGUCUCUGGGACUCGUCGAGCGGCCGACCGAACGAGAAGUGCGGCCAUUUCUUUGGAUCGAAGGAGACCAUGUGGAACCACGUCGUCUCGACACAUCUCAAAUGGACUCGUAACGAGGAAGGCGCAUUUGACAACAGCGAAGAAGAGGUUCGGUGUCAAUGGGCUGACUGCACCAAGUACGCGAAGGCAACCAAGAUCAAGCGCGCCGAAAUGGGCCAUCACCUCCAGACACACUGUUGCCAAAUCUUCAAUGGAAUCGAAAUCAACAAGAACAAGUCUCUUCCCGGAUCCCAGCCUGGCGACACCAUGGUCUUCCAGUACGAAGAGACGGCCGCUAUCCAUGACGAGCAGAACCCCGCCGCGGGCCCCCAGGCUGCUGGCAUUCCUCUCAGCGCGGUGCUCAUCCUUCGCAAUAUCGCCCGCAACGUCGUCAAGACCCCUGCCCAGGAGGAUCUCCUCAAGUUGCACGAGCUUGGAGGCGAAGGCGGCGGCUGGAACGAGCGUCUGUUCCGCACUCUACUUCCCCGUCUUUACGAGAUCAUGAGCGAGAACAAGAUUCUGGCACCUUACAUCGUGUCCCUCAUCCGGUGGGUUGAGUCGGAGAGAGACUUGUAG